Oppia nitens is the source of this 4714-nucleotide messenger RNA. RefSeq names its product ras-specific guanine nucleotide-releasing factor 1-like. Gene Ontology annotation, cellular component: plasma membrane. Gene Ontology annotation, biological process: positive regulation of GTPase activity; Ras protein signal transduction. Gene Ontology annotation, molecular function: protein binding; guanyl-nucleotide exchange factor activity. The record is from RefSeq and is a predicted model, not a curated record. The transcript is spliced from 19 exons. NCBI's taxonomy places the organism in Eukaryota, Metazoa, Arthropoda, Arachnida, Sarcoptiformes, Oppiidae. The coding region runs from base 139 to 4701 and encodes 1520 amino acids.
GUGUAACUGAGGGAACAGUUAAUGGUUGACUUUAGCAAAGAUAUCCAAUAAAUGUUAGAUUUGAAAACCAUUUCUCUAAUCAAAUAAGUCAUACCAUAAGAUAUCAAAAAGUGAUAGCAAAUCAACUAAAAAGAAAAAAUGCAGAGAAGUUUACGUAUGAAUGAUCUGCAACUGUUGGCCCUCUCAGAGAAAGCACAUCACGAUAAUGGUCUUCGAGGAUAUCUAUUCAAAAGGACAUCAGAUAACAGCAAAUGGCAAUUAAGAUGGUUUGUACUCUUCCAGAACAUACUCUUCUAUUAUGAAAACGAUUCCUCGACCCGACCUUCCGGACUAAUAUUCUUGGAGGGAUCGUAUUGCGAUAAAGUCAUACAACCGUCCACUGGGAAAAACUCACAACAAACACAAGUACAGAACUUCUUUACCAUAACCUAUCGUAAAGAGGGGUCCAAAACCUAUGAGCUCAAGGCUGAAACUGAAAGUGAAUGCAAUGCAUGGGUUCACGCCAUUGAUAACGCAAGUUUCAGCAAAACUUUGCUUCAAAAAGAAGAGUUGGAACAAAAGCACUUGCAUUUGGUUCAGAUCGUCGAAAGCGAAAAGACUGCUAAAUGGCAAUACACUCAACAAUGUGAAGAACUUACCAUUGAAAUCAAAAAACUUAGGGCUGAGUUAUUGACUUUAAAGCGCGAGUGGAGACUAACACCAAACAGAAGUUUGAGUUUGGAUGAGGACAGCGAAGAGAUCCGCAAAAUAAAGAAAGUCCAGAGUUUUUUCAGGGGAUGGCUUUGCAGACGCAGAUGGAAACAGAUUGUCAUUGAAUAUAUCAAUUCUCCACACGCAGAGAACAUGAGAAAACGGAACAGUUUGGUAUUUCGUAUGGUUGAAGCUGAGGAGGAAUAUUUGGAACAAUUGCAUCUAAUGGUAUCGUGUUAUUUGAGACCAUUUAAGAUGUCAGCUUCAAGUCAGAAGCCUCCGUGCAGUCACGAUGAGGUCAACUCAAUAUUUUUGAACAGUGAGACCGUUAUGUUUUUGCAUCAGAUAUUUCUUAAAGGUUUGACGGCUCGUAUGGAGUGCUGGCCAACUCUAGUAUUAGGAGACCUGUUUGAUAUGUUGCUGCCUAUGCUAUCCAUAUAUCAAGAGUAUGUCCGCAAUCAUCACUUCAGUCUACAGGUAUUGGCUGAAUGCAAACAGAGAGAAAAAUUUGCAGCAAUGUUGAGGAGACUCGAAGACAAGGGUGUACUACAAGGCCGAACUUUGGAAACAUUUCUAACAUAUCCCAUGCAUCAGGUCCCCCGUUAUAUAAUAACAUUACAUGAAUUACUGGCUCAUACACCACAUAAUCACGUGGAGAGAAAAAGUCUGGAAAACGCUCGGAUCAAACUCGAAGAACUCUCACGGCAAAUGCACGACGAAGUGAGCGAAACGGAAAAUAUAAGAAAUAAUUUGGCGAUUGAGAGGAUAAUUGUCGGCGGAUGUGAUAUAAUACUGGAUGUCAAUAAUGUAUUCAUAAGGAAAGGCAGUGUUAUUCAGGUAUUGGGAUCCGAUAAACGUAAGUUUCAGGCGUCAAGAAUUGGUUCAUUUCGAGGCGACAAAGAGAUUGUCCGUCAAUGCUAUCUCUUUACAAAUCACAUGCUUUUAUGCACCCGUACUUCGGGAGGAAAAUUAACUUUACUUGAGGGAUUUGGCAAAAUCCCAUUAUCUGAGGCCACACUCAUAGAGGAUCCCAACGAUCAGUUUCAGUUUACUGUAGACGAUGGAGAGGGAUCUCUUAGUUCAGCGUCGAGUCAUUCGAGUGAGACGGGUAUCCAACCGGCAUCUGUCGGAUUAAGCACUGGAGGCAAAGAUUAUGGAGGACUUGAUUUUAAGAUAAUUAUCGAUUCCAAGACAGGACAGCCAACAACAUUGCAUUUGGUGGCCCCGACAAUGCAAGAGAAGGCCGCCUGGACUUCAGAUAUCAGUCAGUGUAUAGAUAACGUGCAUUUCAACGAUCUAUUUCACGGAACAAUGAAUGAUUCUUCAUCGGUAACAAUGCCUCACUCUAUUAGGAAUGAUCCGCGACUUUUCAAAGACGAUGUGGACAUCCGUUUUAGUCGAACCCUAAACUCGUGUAAAUUACCGCAAAUUCGUUACGCGAGUCCCGAACGACUGUUUGAACGCUUAACAGACUUACGCUUCUUAAGCAUAGAUUUUCUCAACACUUUUCUAUUGACAUAUCGUGUCUUUACUGAUGGCGUCACUGUAUUAGAAGCACUGAAAAAAGUUCACUACAAUCCAGAAUCACAAUUAAAUACAUUGGCAUCACUUCAUGACUCAACUGGUUCUUUGGAUGACAUCCAGACCACCACUAAAGCCGAAGGACAAUCUCAGUUAGUGACCGGAUCUGACUUACUUUGCACCGUUGACUACGACUACUCGCGAAGAAUUAGCACCGGAUCUAUGAUUACUGAUAUCAAUGAUCUUCACCGCGAAUCAGUUGUGUCUAAUUCCGAGUCCACUGCGAGCCAACAAUUGAAUCAAAUACAGACUCAGACUAUGCUUAACCAAUCUGUGAGGAAUAGCCAACAUUGGAGACUCAGUUACAGAAAAUUUGAAGAAGAACAGGCAAGAGAUAGAUAUCUUAGAAGAUUAGGUGAUAGAAGUCAUCUUCAGGGAAGCAUUUGUAGUACAAUUGAUUAUCCUUCUGGUCCUCUAUUAUCGCCGGGAAUUAUUGAUCCAAUUCAAGUGCCAGUACCACCCCCUCCAUCUCCAGAGGUGCCCUACAUUUGCGACAACAGUGCACUUCAACAUCGAACUCCUCUUAAAAAUACAAGUAGUGAUUCUUCAGACACUGAUAACGAACAAACUCCUCGAACGGGUAUCCAAUCUGAGAGUCUUGAGGUUCCGGUGCACUCACAGUCAUGCGAUACACUGACUGCAGACCAAAGUUAUCCAAAUUCACCGCUUAGUUCUGCAACAAGUUCUGCAACAUUAGUGGGAAGUGAUAGUAAAAGUGGUUCACCAAAGCCAAGUCCCAUUAAAAAGACAGCACCUGUUCGGUUACCACCGAUAGAUAAUUUAAAUCUAACCAAUCAUAAUGAAGAGACAUCUCCAUCAACACCACCACAAACACCAAAGCAAACCGCUCCCCAAACGCCACCAAUUUCUAGCGUCGGCACCAGUUUUGUAAUGCCAUCAAAAGCUCAAACACAAUCCACAAAACCAAUGUCAGCACCGACAGGACGGCUCAGUACAAUCAGUACUACAAGUUCUACAGCUAUGAACUAUUUAAGAGUGAGAGGUGCUGGCAGUAAACGUGGCAGUAGUAGUGAAACUGAAAGUAUGGCCAGUCAGUCAACUACACCAAGAAGUUCAUUUCAAACCGACACCACUAUAUUAAGUACACCUCGCAGUUCAUUCCAACAUCCGGACUCACCACAGAUGACCAGUAAAGCUGGUGUUGUUGUCACCUCUUCCAGAGCAUCCAGCAGAAGAUCCAGCACUGCAUCUGCAGCUUCAGCAUUUGCUGUGGCGACGGCUGCGUCGAGCAAUCCUCCGGAACCAAUGGAUCACACGAAACAAUCAUUACCACAGUCUCGGGCCAACAGUCGUCUUCCAAGUGCUGUCGGCACUGACCUUAAGAUACCAAACUCUAAUCGAGUGAAGAGAGAAUCAAUGAUUAGUACAGCGGCGACAAUGAGAGUAUUGAAUGUAUUGAGACAUUGGGUUAGCAAACAUUCCCAGGACUUCGAGAACGACCCAAAACUCUUACAAAUAACAACUGAAUUUCUUGAAGAGUUAGUCCACAACACAAGCCUAUUGCCGGCUGAACACAAAGCAGCCGUACAGCUGUUACAAAUGAUCUCAAAACAUACGCUUGAGAUUAAAGAUAAGAUUGAUUUGGAUGUCUUACUGUCCCCACCACUCGCUGCUUCCAAAGACAACAUCGAGACUCUAUCGGCUCUUGAGAUCGCAGAAGUGAUGACUUAUUUGGAUCAUAAGAUAUUUGUUAGGAUUCAAAGCGAAGAAUUCUUAGGUCAGGCGUGGAUGAAGGAAAAUAAGACGACUAAAGCAUUCCAUAUUUUACUGAUGACCCGACACUUCAAUGACAUCAGUCGGUUAGUGGCCUCUGAAAUCAUGAGAGUUCCGGAAAUUCCUAAAAGAGUUGCCAUUAUUGAGAAGUGGGCCGCAGUUGCAGAUAUCUGUCGGUGUCUGCAUAACUUCAAUGGUGUCCUUCAAAUAUGUGCCGCAUUUACCAAUUCAUCGGUAUUCAGAUUGAAGAGAACGUGGGAAAAGGUGUGCAAAACGACAAAGCAAACAAUAGACAAAUUGCAAACAUUGGUCUCAACUGAUGGUCGCUUCCGGAAUAUGAGAGAAGCUUUACACAGAUGUGAUCCGCCGUGUAUUCCAUACUUAGGCAUGUAUUUGACUGAUCUGUCAUUCAUUGAAGAGGGAACUCCUAAUUUCACUGAAGAAGGACUUCUCAAUUUCUCCAAAAUGCGAAUGAUUGCUCACGUAAUUAGAGAAAUCAGACAUUUUCAACAAACGCCGUAUAAGAUCGAACACAACCCAAAAGUGACAAAUUAUUUGUUGGACACAUCCAGACAUCUGUUUGAUGAAGAGCUAUACCAACUGUCAUUAUGUCUGGAGCCACGACUGUCUCGUUUAGGCACCAAAAUGAGCACAACUGGAGGUAGCUCUCCAUCGCAUUACUCUUCUGCCUCUUAAUACAUCAUUCAAU